ACCGCUACUGAGGCUGCCAUCGAUGUCAACUUUGACUCGGAGUGGUUGUCGAUCAUUGACAUCGGUACUCCUCAACAGGAUAUGGCCGUCGUUCUCGACACCGGAUCUGCCGAUCUCUGGGUUUUCUCCACUGAGUGUGCCAGCUGCUCUGCCGACACCCACGAUCUCUUCGACCCCGAGACCUCCCGCACUUUCAUCAACUCCUCCACUCCCUUCACCAUCAACUACGCCGAUGGUUCCCAGGCUAAUGGUCAUUUGGGUUACGACGUCUUGAACUUGGGUGGUAUCAACGUUCAGAACCAGACUGUCCAGAUCGCUACUUCCAUUUCUGCCAACUUGAACCGUGCUACUUUGGACGGUAUCUUGGGUCUUGGGUUUAACCGUCUUGCGUCCGUCUCUGGUACCAAGACCCCCAUUGACAACAUGAUCUCUCAGAACUUGAUUGCUCAACCCAUGUUCGGUGUUCAGUUGAUCAAGGCAAACAAGGCGCCGUACUACAACGGUGGUGGUGGUGCCUGGACUUUCGGCGGAUAUGACUCUUCCGUCAUCAGCGGUGAUCUCGUCUCCACUGCCGUGACCCGCAAGGCCUAUUGGCAGAUCGCUGCUCCUCGGAUUAGUGUCGGUCUCAACGGUGCUGCUAUCACCGUCACUCACCAGUUCAUCGUCGACUCCGGUACCACCUUGGUCUUGAUGGCCAACGAGGAGGUUUCCCAGAUUUACGCUCAGCUUCCUGGUGGAACCUACAACUCCGCCGGAGGAUACUGGUCUAUGUGGUGUAACGCC
This is a messenger RNA of Saitoella complicata NRRL Y-17804, 783 nucleotides long. Its product is annotated as acid protease. Gene Ontology annotation, molecular function: aspartic-type endopeptidase activity. The annotation marks the transcript as partial. The record is from RefSeq and is a predicted model, not a curated record. The transcript has a single exon. Lineage: Eukaryota; Fungi; Ascomycota; Saitoellomycetes; Saitoellales; Saitoellaceae. Gene Ontology annotation, biological process: proteolysis.